AUGGCUUCUGUUCAACAAAUUUUUCUUCUCUUCCUACCUUUCUUGUUUAUUUCUUCCUUCCUUUCCAGGUCCUACGCUGCCGGAAUCGCCACCUACUGGGGCCAACACGGCGAGGAAGGCUCCCUUGCCGACGCCUGUAACACCGGAAACUAUCAAUUCAUCAACAUAGCUUUCUUGUCCACCUUUGGCGGUGGCCGAACCCCCAAACUUAACCUUGGCAGCCACUGCGAUCCGGAUGCCAACACCUGCACCGUUUUUAGCUCCCAAAUCAAAGCUUGCCAAGCCAAAGGCAUCAAAGUGCUUCUCUCCCUCGGCGGUGACUCACCAAACUACUCUCUCAACUCCGCCGAUGAGGCCAACCAGCUUGCUAACUAUCUCUGGACCAACUUCCUCGGAGGAAGUUCCGGCUCGCGGCCCCUAGGCGACGCUGUUUUGGACGGCAUCGACUUCGACAUAGAGGCCGGAGGUAAUGGACAACAGUACUGGGGCGAUCUAGCCAGAACUCUGAAGGGUUUGAGCCAGCAAUUGAUUCUCUCCGCCGCCCCGCAAUGUCAUUUCCCAGACAGCCACCUGAGUGAUGCGAUCGACACUGGCUUGUUCAACUACGUCUGGGUUCAGUUCUACAACAACCGUGAUUGCCAAUACAAUAAUGGAGACACUAGCGGUCUUUUGAAUGCAUGGAAACAAUGGACGGCGGUGAAAGCCGAGAAGGUGUUCUUGGGCGUUCCGGCGACGGAGGCGGCCGCCCAAAGUGGGGGGUUUAUUCCAACUAAUGUGAUGAUUUCUCAGGUUCUUCCGGCAAUCAAGACGGCUACGAAGUACGGCGGAGUCAUGAUCUGGGACAGGUCGUUUGAUCUCAAAAGUGGAUAUAGUGUCGCCAUUAAGGGUUCAAUAAAUUAAGAAAGUAUUUUGCUUUGGUAUGAGUGGCGUGGCAGAUUUGUAGUGCUUGUUCAUACGUAUUAUUGGACCAUGAUGAGGGGAAUAAAAACGUAAUCAGGUGAGUUUUAAAUAAAUAAUUAUAGAGUUUCAAUUUCAACUUUCUUCUCAGUCUGAUUAUUAACGCGUCGUUACUUGGUUACAAGUUAGGGGUGAUGUAAUAAUUAAAU
Messenger RNA from Neltuma alba, 1106 nucleotides. RefSeq names its product acidic endochitinase-like. Gene Ontology annotation, biological process: carbohydrate metabolic process. Gene Ontology annotation, cellular component: extracellular region. The transcript has a single exon. Gene Ontology annotation, molecular function: chitinase activity. Bases 1 to 900 code for a protein of 299 amino acids. The record is from RefSeq and is a predicted model, not a curated record. Lineage: Eukaryota; Viridiplantae; Streptophyta; Magnoliopsida; Fabales; Fabaceae.